Molecule: messenger RNA, 444 nt
Organism: Pyrgilauda ruficollis (rufous-necked snowfinch)
Lineage: Eukaryota; Metazoa; Chordata; Aves; Passeriformes; Passeridae
Product: protein phosphatase 1 regulatory subunit 1A-like
Exons: 3
Coding region: 1-444 (147 amino acids)
Biological process (GO): intracellular signal transduction
Cellular component (GO): cytoplasm
Molecular function (GO): protein phosphatase inhibitor activity
Source: RefSeq, a predicted model, not a curated record
AUGGAGCCCAACAGCCCCCGCAAGAUCCAGUUCACGGUCCCGCUGCUGGAGCCGCACCUGGACCCGGAGGCGGCCGAGCAGGCAGCCCGCCUCAUUAGGGAAUCCUCGCUGGGAAAUGCGGCUGGCGGAGCGCUCAGUUACUGGGUCAGCGGGGAAAGGGGGCGCGGGGUCAGCGCUGUCCCCACCGCCACCGCUGUCCCCAUUGCCAUCGCUGUCCCCACGGCCACCUCUGUCCCCACCGCGGCCACCAACCCCCGCAAAAGGCAGCGGCGGGGCCGGAGCGGCUCCGGGUGUGACCUUGGGCAAGGACAGCGGCCGCAGAGGAAGGGCAGGGCCCCGCCGCUGUCCCCGUGUCGCUGUCCCCACGCCGCUGUCCCCACGCGCUUCCCGCGGCCGGAUCCGGAGGCGCCGCCCGACCCCGGCCAACCUGGUCCUGAGCAGUGA